CCACAGCAACAGCUAUAACCACAGCUAAAUAGCUAAUCCAAAAUCAAGGAGUUAUAUCCAUACAUUUCAUUAUGAACUUCAAUAAGAUCUUUGUGUUCGUGGCCCUCAUCCUGGCGAUUGGUUUUGGACAAUCUGAAGCCGGUUGGCUGAAGAAAUUGGGCAAGAAAAUUGAACGCAUUGGCCAGCACACUCGAGAUGCCACAAUCCAAGGUCUGGGGAUUGCGCAACAAGCCGCCAAUGUGGCAGCCACCGCCAGAGGAUGAGCUUUGAAAGUCCCUCAAAGGAUUCUCCGAGGACAACCUGCUUAAUUAUAAACACUUAUUUAUUUACAAUCACAUAUAGAAAUAAACUAGCUUACAUCCCCGAAA
Messenger RNA from Drosophila subpulchrella, 368 nucleotides. Its product is annotated as cecropin-C-like. Gene Ontology annotation, cellular component: extracellular region. The transcript is spliced from 2 exons. Gene Ontology annotation, biological process: defense response to Gram-positive bacterium; defense response to Gram-negative bacterium; antibacterial humoral response. NCBI's taxonomy places the organism in Eukaryota, Metazoa, Arthropoda, Insecta, Diptera, Drosophilidae. The coding region runs from base 72 to 263 and encodes 63 amino acids. The record is from RefSeq and is a predicted model, not a curated record.